Klebsormidium nitens is the source of this 660-nucleotide messenger RNA. The record is from the annotation of a GenBank genome assembly. NCBI's taxonomy places the organism in Eukaryota, Viridiplantae, Streptophyta, Klebsormidiophyceae, Klebsormidiales, Klebsormidiaceae.
AUGCGACUCAUUUUGUUCGCUCUGACAAGGGCGAUCGACAUGGGAGCACGAGUGGUGCUCGAAGAAAGAACUGCGAAGAUCGAAGCAGACGGUGUGGUCCAUAUGGAGGCAUUCAAAUGUGGGGGACUGUGGGAGAUGGGGAAGCAGAAGGCAUUCCUUGCAAGGGGUUCGGUAAAGGGGUACCGGGUGUGCUCCAGGGUGUGCUCCAUUGCAAAGAGGCCAGUAAGAGCGGAAAGCGUGGUGAAAAAGACGGCGAAGGUCGUGGAGAUCGAUCUAGACGAGUCGGACGACGAGAAUGAGGGCGUCGAACGAGAGAGGGGGACUUUUGUGGGGGCGGAAACUAAAAUGAAGCGCGAGGGAGACGCGCCUGCGCUUAGACAAACGACGGCCGCGCCGCGGGCGAGAUGGAAAGGGCAAGGAGGCCCCGAAAACGGCGGUAGAAGCAAGCCCGCCGAUGUGGAAAAGGCAAUGAACAGGCCUGUGGUGCACUAUCCGGACUUUGGAGAUAUCUCGAGAGUGCGACGGCAGCCCGUCGAGUGGUAUCGGCCAAAUGUGGAAGCAGCAACGGAAGCCGUGGGAACACAAGAGCCGGAGCACGGAGUGGAGAAGACGUCGCCAGAGGAGUGCUCAACGAUGGCGACAGUGAAGGCUUUUGGGUGA